Molecule: messenger RNA, 2149 nt
Organism: Neltuma alba
Lineage: Eukaryota; Viridiplantae; Streptophyta; Magnoliopsida; Fabales; Fabaceae
Product: (R)-mandelonitrile lyase-like
Exons: 2
Coding region: 246-2009 (587 amino acids)
Molecular function (GO): oxidoreductase activity, acting on CH-OH group of donors; flavin adenine dinucleotide binding
Source: RefSeq, a predicted model, not a curated record
AGUUGUUUUUUUUUUUUUUUGGUCAAAAAGCCGGAGAGUUUAGUUUAGCUACAUGUUACUUCCUUACCUUCUACUUCCCCAGUCUCGUUCAGAGGCAUAAGUUCGCAGGUUCACAUCAUUCCAAUGGAUAAUUCGAAAUCCUCAGCCAACUCAAAUCCUUGAUACAAAACAUUGCUGCCCCCCCCCCCCUCUAGGAAAGAACCACUGAGAAAAUCUCUAUAACACCAAGAACUCGAGGAAAAUUAAUGGCGAGACCCAUCAGCAUCUGGUUGCAGUAUCUCGCCUCUGUCCUGUUUUAUGGCGCAAUCUUUCACUGUAAAGCACAGACGCCGCCUCAGCAAGGUACCCAAACUUCAUUUCAAUUUCUGCGUUUCCAUUUGUUUCUUUUAUGUUUCUUUGGGCAAGAAACCGAUUGUUCUUUCGUGAUUAUUCUUUGCUCAGAACCAAAUUACCUGAGGUUUGUGUUCAACGCCAGUGAAAUGCCCUCUGAAGAUAGCUAUGAUUACAUCAUUGUCGGUGGUGGCACUGCCGGUUGCCCAUUGGCGGCGACAUUGUCGCCUAUGUUUCGAGUUCUCGUGCUUGAACGUGGAGGAAUUGGCUAUGGCAGACUCAACUUGAUGACCCAAGAAGGGUUCUUGACGACUCUCAUGGAUAAUCCCCACACUUACGACUCACCUGCACAAUCCUUCACUUCUGAAGAUGGCGUCUCGAAUGCUCGGGGACGCGUUCUUGGUGGAAGCAGCGCCAUUAACGCCGGCUUCUACAGCCGCGCCGAUGAAGAUUUCUUCAGAAGGUCCCGUAUACCGUGGGACCUCAAACUCGUGAACGAAUCAUACGAAUGGGUUGAAAAACAAAUUGUGUUCAAACCAGUGAUCAAGACUUGGCAGUCUGCGGUUCGUGAUGGGUUGAUCGAAUCAGGGGUUGGUCCAUACAAUGGAUUCAGCUUAGAUCACAAAAUCGGAACCAAAAUUGGUGGCACAACGUUUGAUCCCUCCGGAAAAAGACGCAGUGCGGCUGACCUACUAACCCACGCCAGAGCACGCAAUAUCAGAGUAGCCAUAUAUGCGAGCGUAGAUAGAAUCCUUCUCGCUUCGGAAACUUCAAACUCAAAACAAUCCGCAAUUGGGGUUGUUUAUCGUGAUCAAAUUGGAAUUCACCAUCAUGCACUGUUACGCGAACAUGGAGAAGUAAUCCUCAGUGCAGGCGCCAUAGGAACUCCUCAGCUUCUUCUUCUGAGUGGAAUCGGUCCAAGGCCUUAUCUAUCUUCUUGGGGCAUUCCAGUGUCUCAUCAUCUUCCUCACGUUGGGCAGUUUCUCUACGAUAAUCCACGAAACAGUAUCAGCUUCGUGCCUUCAAUCCCACUCGAGCAUUCUCUCAUACAGGUUGUGGGCAUAACAGAUUCAGGGGCAUAUAUUGAAGCAGCUUCAACCGUAAUUCCCUUUACAUCGCCUUCUCGUUCUGCAUUCAUCAGAACACCAUCGCCGCCGCUUUACCUCACGGUGGCAACCCUAAUUGCAAAGACCAUAGGGCCGGUGUCGAGUGGGUUUCUGCGACUGGCAUCAACAGACGUGAGGGUGAAUCCCAUAGUUAGAUUCAAUUACUUCAACAGGGCGAUAGACGUUGAACGGUGCGUGAACGGGACGAGGAAGAUUGGGCAAAUUCUGAGCAGCAGAGCGUUCAAUGAUUUCAAAUUCAGAAACUGGUUAGGGGGAAGAGAGUUCAGAAUCGCGGGACCGGCAAUGCCUUUGAACCAGAUGAACUACGUGGAGAUGGCGGCUUUCUGUCGCCGGACGGUGAACACCAUAUGGCAUUAUCACGGCGGAUGUGUGGUGGGGAGGGUGGUUGACCCGUCGCUUAGGGUCAUCGGCGUUGCUUCGCUUCGGGUUGUGGAUGGUUCCGUCUUCAGUAUAUCGCCAGGCACAAAUCCUCAAGCCACCAUCAUGAUGCUCGGAAGGUACAUGGGGAGCAAGAUGAUCAGAGAAAGGGCAAGAAUACCAAAAAGCAGAUGAAUAUACUACUAAUUGAUCUUCAAGUUGUUUUCUUGACAAAUUCCACUGUAGGAUAUUGUAGGUUGUUAAUUGAUUCAGGCAAACAUGGUCUUCUUCUUGUUUCCAUACCCUUUUCAUCAAAAUUAGCAGUUCUGUACAUA